AUGACUAUGGACACAAUUUCAUUGGAUAAGGGUAGAUACAAGGUCAUUGAAGUACUAUAUAUAUCCAAGUCGCUACUUUCAUUGAAGUUGGGUGUGGAAGAUACCAAGGGCAUGCACAAGGCAUUGAUUCAGGGUGAGUCUGGAUAUAAGGUUGUUUAUUUCAUCGAUCCAAUAGACUUUGGAGCAGGAAGUAGGAUACUUCUUGAAAAAAAAACAAACUCCUUACUACUCAGAAAUAUUGACUAUGUAAUAACAUGUAGGAAGAGUUAUAGAACAAAUACUGCACUGAUUGAAAAACUACUGCUCCGAAAUGCUGAAAAUAUGCGUGGGGUAAAACCAUGA
Molecule: messenger RNA, 342 nt
Organism: Encephalitozoon romaleae SJ-2008
Lineage: Eukaryota; Fungi; Microsporidia; Unikaryonidae
Exons: 1
Coding region: 1-342 (113 amino acids)
Source: RefSeq, a predicted model, not a curated record